This is a messenger RNA of Symbiodinium pilosum, 1668 nucleotides long. NCBI's taxonomy places the organism in Eukaryota, Dinophyceae, Suessiales, Symbiodiniaceae. The record is from the annotation of a GenBank genome assembly.
AUGUUUGACUGGGAUGAAGUGCCAGACAACAUAGCGGACUACGUUGCCGUGGAGCGGCCUGACUCCGACACGGAGUCGCCUGAUCCUGUUUGGGCUCCGUGCGAUGGAAAGGAGCAGGCGCAGCUAAGCGGACCCUGGAUAGAAGUGGGUGGGGUCCGCCUGCCAGUGGAGAAGAAGCAGUCUUUGUUAGUGCCGGAGCUUCCCGCAUUUCGUGGCUGGACGGCCGGAGACCCAAAUCAUGCAGAGCUGGAGUCGAUCCGAUGGAUGAUGCAGAAGGCUGCCAUGAGCCAGGUGGAGCAUGUGGGCAUAAACAGCGACACCAGCGAGGUGCGACGAAUUCAGAUCGGACCCGAACCACCGCUGGAUGAAGCGUUGAUUCCAAACGUGGAGGAGGCCAAACUUUGUAGAAGAGAAUUCUCUGUGAUGAGCUGGACAUUCGCCAUCAACCAUGCCACAGUGACAACACCCAUAUUGUACGCCUCUUCAGUGCUUACGAACUCGACCGGCCAGGCAGGCAAUGCGAUGUUGUAUGGAGCCACGCUGGUAUGCAGCCUUUUUCUGUCAACGCUGGUCUUCAGCCUCAUCGGGUCAAAAAAAGGCUUGUCAUUGUCGAUGGGGCUGUAUGCUGUGUACGUCGGUCUCUUCGCAACUGCCGCGUCAAUGUGUGCAGAGAAGAAUGCCAAGAAUGGCUCUUGUAUCGAGGGGACUUCGCUGCAGCUACCGACCAUGCUGCUCGGUUCCUUGAUAGGUGGAAUUGGGGCCGGCGUCCUUUGGACUUGCCAAGGAGCUUUCUUCAGCUCAGUAUGCGAACGCGUAGCCAAAGCUGAAGGAAAGGAGGCCCAAGCAGUCACCGCAGAGCUUGCAGGCUCAUUUGCUUUGGUCUUCUUAGCCAUGGAGAGUUUAGUGAGGGCAUCAGCAACAGUCCUGACAAAGUAUGCCCAGCUGGAUUAUUCGAUCGUUUUCUACAUCUUCUGUGGUUUGGCAGUGGCGUCGACAGCUGCAUUUAUGGCCCUGGCCACGAACUUCGAUCAGCCCACCCCACGUGGGUCAGUCUUCGCAAAGGUGCUUAGUGCAGUUUCUCUCUGGAGCGAUCCGAAACUUUGGGUCUUGCAGUGCACGAAUUUGACGUUUGGCUUUGCAGCGGCAUGGCUUGGAGGCUACGUGGGCAGGAACAUCCUUACGCCUGCCCUGAGCAGCGAUUUCAUUGGUUUUGCUGGUGCUAUGCUCUCGGCCUUGGCCAGCGGCUUGUCGAAGGUCUUUGGCGUAGCCGCGGCGAAGACUGGCAAGGGCCCGGUCGUGGCACUAGGAGCUACCAGCUUCCUUCUGCUGGCUGUACUGAGCAGGUUUGUGGGGCAGCCUGCGACCUGGGGAUGGGGCGUGCUGGUUUUCUACGUCCUCAUGGGGAUUGGCAGAGCUGUGUACGAAAGUACCAACAAGGCAAUUUUCGCCGACUUCUUCCCUGGCGAGGCAAGCCCAGGUGCCUUCGCAAAUGUGUUUGUUUUCGGCACUGGUGCUUCUACCGCUGCCUUCAUCCUCGGAGCUACGCAGCAGGAUGGUGCAGAAGUGUAUUUGCUGAUCAGCUUUGCGGUGUUGACCAUCCCUGGCUACAUUGCGGCGUCCCUCAUGAAUAGAAAGGAGGACAGCGAGACUGACAGCUCAUCCUGCUAG